Messenger RNA from Panicum virgatum (switchgrass), 758 nucleotides. RefSeq lists its product as uncharacterized. Lineage: Eukaryota; Viridiplantae; Streptophyta; Magnoliopsida; Poales; Poaceae. The coding region runs from base 202 to 594 and encodes 130 amino acids. The transcript has 2 exons. The record is from RefSeq and is a predicted model, not a curated record.
GAGAGGAGCGUGGAGAUGGCGUCGAGCUCGGAACAGGAGAGCGGUUCGGGUGGGGGGUUUGGAUGGCGGCGGUGCAGAUGACGCGAGGGAGGGCACCGGCGAGCGGCGGCGCGAUGCAGCGAAGCAUCGUGUUCUGGGCCCGGUUCUGCUCGGGGACGGGUUUGGGGAAGGGAUGCAGGCGUGUGGGCGACCGUCGGAUCAAUGAGCGGCGUCUCAGUUCGAGCAGCAGAGGGUAGUGAAAACAUCCAAGCUCGUCACUCGCAGACCAAAACCUACACCGCCGCCGUCGCGGGGCUCUGCCGCCUCGAGGACCCCAGGGGCGUGCUCAGGGAGAUGGCCACGGACGGGUUGCAGGCCUCGCCUGAGCUGCGGGACGCGAUGCUACAUGACGCCAGGAUCGAGGAGGCGUGGGCCAGGAUCGAGGAGGCGUGGGCGCUGGAGGAGGCGAUUCAGCUGCCGGAGACCGGCAAGGUUGUGGAGCUGGUGGACAAACUUCUUUCGGAGUGGGAACCUGGAGCCUUUCAGGAUGAAGAGCAAAUGGUACUCCCCUGUACUGGCUGCAAAGUUGCAGGUGUGAUGAGCUGGAAGAGAUGAUUGGUCUGCACAACUGUCGAGACAUUACCAUGUUACUUUGACUGUAGGACAGUGUUUUACCAGCGCUGCUCUAAUACAAUGAAUAAUUUACAUGUGAUGUUUUAUGUGAAUGGUCUGACUCGGUAUGUUAUCCUGCCCCCCAUUAUUAUCCGGGCAAACAUCAA